CACGCUGCCGCAACUGCCUGAGAUUCUUCAGACAAAACUUGAAUAAAAUCACACACGGAAUUUCAAAUUCGAUAUGUCAAGGUUCCUGGACAUAAUCGAGUUGUGUGACAACUUUCCGCAGCAUGAAUUUCUCAGAUGUGAAGCAUAUGAUCACAUGGUUGAAUCUCUAUGGCUGUUCUAUCUUCCAGGCGACCCGCACCCUCACGGCUGUCUGAUCGACUCGGUGGUGGAGCGAAUGCCGUGGACGUCCGACUUCCGCCUCACAACCGAGCCGCGAAAGCAGGUACACUUACUCAAGCGCGAGGGCACUGAGAACUGGCAAAACGACUGCGAUGAGGCGAUUCAAAGACUAGUCGACCUGGCUCGCGAGCGAAAAGUAUUCCCCCGGCUGGGGAAAAAGACGGAUGAACAGUUCCCCAUAGUCGGCGCAAAGUUCGACAUCGGCAUCGAGCGCUCAGCAUUCAGCUUGUUUGGAAUCAUCGGCCGAGGCGCCCACAUGACCGUCUACGUCCGCACCGAGCAGGGCCUCAAGUUCUGGAUCCCACGGCGCAGUGCCACCAAGUCGACCUAUCCGGGCAUGCUGGACCAGGCCGUUGCCGGGGGUGUUGCAAGAGGCGAAUCGCCACUGGAGUGUAUAGUCCGCGAGGCAGGUGAGGAGGCGGCACUCUCUGCGGACAUGGUGAGGGAGAAUGUGGUGGCUGCAGGGACUGUCACGUGGUUCAACAUCUCGGACGCAAAGGCCGGCGGUGAGCCUGGGUUGAUGAACCCGGGUAUUCUGUAUGUCUAUGACUUGCAGGUCGGGGAAGACGUCGUGUUUGAACCGGUGGAAGGCGACAUUGAGAGCUUCUCGCUGAUGGGGGCCGACGAGGUGAAGGAGUGUCUGCGCCGGGGCGACUUUAAGCCGAGCUGUGCGAUGGUCAUGCUGGACUUUUUCAUCAGGCACGGACUCAUCACUGGUGACAACGAGAAGGACUACGACACUAUUGUCAGCAGAUUACAUCGGACACUACCAUUCCGGACUUCACCGAGUCUGUGA
Diaporthe batatas is the source of this 1036-nucleotide messenger RNA. RefSeq lists its product as uncharacterized. The record is from RefSeq and is a predicted model, not a curated record. Bases 74 to 1036 code for a protein of 320 amino acids. The transcript is spliced from 2 exons. Gene Ontology annotation, molecular function: 8-oxo-dGDP phosphatase activity. NCBI's taxonomy places the organism in Eukaryota, Fungi, Ascomycota, Sordariomycetes, Diaporthales, Diaporthaceae.